AUGUUAAUUACCGGCCAUAGUGCCAAAGUCUCUGAUGGUCUUAUCGACCGCAUGAGCCUUGCUUGCAACCGUACCAUUGACUACCUUGCUUAUAGCCAGGAGCCUACUGGAGUGUGGUAUGGCCGCUGGGGCUCUAACUAUAUCUACGGCACGAGUAAUGUGCUUUGUGGCCUAACAUACUUUGUUGAAAAAGAAACCGGGACCAUUGAGAUUAACGAUGUUAUUAAAGGCUUCAUGGAGUCUGUGGUUGAUUGGCUGAAGCUGAAUCAAAAUCACGAUGGUGGAUGGGGUGAAACUCUCAUAUCCUACAAAGACAUUAAGCUUGGUGGUAAUAGCCCCUCAACAGUAUUAUAA
Molecule: messenger RNA, 354 nt
Organism: Penicillium angulare
Lineage: Eukaryota; Fungi; Ascomycota; Eurotiomycetes; Eurotiales; Aspergillaceae
Exons: 1
Coding region: 1-354 (117 amino acids)
Biological process (GO): triterpenoid biosynthetic process
Cellular component (GO): lipid droplet
Molecular function (GO): intramolecular transferase activity
Source: RefSeq, a predicted model, not a curated record